AGUUGCCCGGGAGAUCAGCCACUUCCGGUGCGCGUGGUUUUGAAGAUGGCGGACGACGGAGAGCAGCAACAAACCACAAAUACAGUGGAGGAGCCUCUGGAUCUAAUCAGACUUAGCCUAGAUGAACGGAUCUAUGUUAAGAUGAGGAAUGACCGAGAGCUACGUGGACGUUUAAACGCGUAUGAUCAGCAUUUGAACAUGAUCCUGGGAGAUGUGGAAGAGACCGUGACAACCAUAGAGAUCGAUGAGGAGACCUACGAGGAGAUUUACAAAUCCACAAAGCGAAACAUUCCUAUGCUGUUUGUAAGAGGUGAUGGCGUGGUUCUUGUAGCUCCUCCUUUGAGAGUUGGUUAAUUUGUUCCAUCAAGACUGCUCCUCGUGUUCCAGCUGGCGUUUGCUACGAUCAGUGAACCUUUUUGGUACCCACAGGAACUGCAAGGAUCCGUUGGCACUUAAGUUUAUCCUACAGAUGGAUAUGUCUUAUUGCUUUCCUAUAAUGUUGAACAGAUUCGUUUUUUUUUUUUAAUAUUUCUGUGCAAAACCUUAUUUUGCAGCUAAUGGCAGACGCCACAGCGUUCCUUUUUUUUAUCUGAUUAGGUUUUAGUUUAUUCAAGUGGGGAUGAUAUAAGUUUUCCUUUCUGUUGACAUCCGAUCCAUAAGCAAUACAGGUUUUACUGUAUUAUGAAUGAUCUAAUAAACUUAUAUUUACCAU
This is a messenger RNA of Xenopus laevis (African clawed frog), 712 nucleotides long. RefSeq names its product LSM3 homolog, U6 small nuclear RNA and mRNA degradation associated S homeolog (gene lsm3.S). Gene Ontology annotation, molecular function: RNA binding. NCBI's taxonomy places the organism in Eukaryota, Metazoa, Chordata, Amphibia, Anura, Pipidae. Gene Ontology annotation, cellular component: U4/U6 x U5 tri-snRNP complex; U6 snRNP; Lsm2-8 complex. The record is from RefSeq and is marked provisional. Gene Ontology annotation, biological process: mRNA splicing, via spliceosome. The transcript is spliced from 4 exons. Bases 46 to 354 code for a protein of 102 amino acids.